AUGUGGGAUGUGAGUUCCUCUUUGUCCACACUAACCUCUACGGUACAGUUCGAUAUAAGAAUGGCGAUAAAUCGUUUCACAGUGUAUUUGGUGACUGCUGCCUUUCUGAUUCAAGUGACUUUGCAAGGAGAACACCAGCGGCGGCUUUAUAAGGAUCUCAUGCAGAACUAUAAUCCUUUAGAGAGGCCCGUGUACAACGACUCUCACUCCCUGACAGUUCACUUUAGUCUCAGCCUGAUGCAGAUCAUGGAUGUGGAUGAGAAGAAUCAGGUUUUAACAACAAACAUCUGGUUACAACUGUACUGGGUGGAUUAUUAUCUGCAGUGGAACCCGAGUGACUACCCUGGAGUGUCUAAUGUCAGGUUUCCUGAUCAUCAGAUCUGGAAACCUGACAUUCUUCUCUAUAACAGCGCUGAUGAGAGGUUUGAUGCCUCUUUUCAUACCAACGUCCUGGUCAACUCAUCAGGCUACUGCCAGUAUCUACCCCCAGGUAUUUUUAAGAGCACCUGCUACAUUGAUGUGCGCUGGUUUCCCUUCGACGUUCAGAGGUGUGAUUUGAAGUUUGGAUCUUGGACCUAUGGAGGCUGGUCUCUGGAUCUGCAGAUGCUGGAAGCAGAUAUCACAGGCUACAUAGCCAAUGGAGAGUGGGAUCUAGUGGAGGUUCCUGGACGGAGGAACGAGAGGUUUUAUGACUGCUGUAAGGAGCCAUACCCUGACGUAACCUUCACAUUGGUGAUGAGGAGGAGAACGCUCUACUACGGCCUGAACCUGCUCGUGCCCUGUGUGAUCAUCUCCACCCUCGCACUAUUGGUGUUCCUGUUGCCUGCUGACUCAGGGGAAAAGAUCUCUUUGGGAAUAACUGUUUUGCUCUCACUGACCGUCUUUAUGCUUCUGGUGGCUGAAAUCAUGCCAGCGACAUCAGAUUCGGUGCCUCUGAUUGCUCAGUAUUUUGCCACUACUAUGGUAAUUGUUGGGCUCUCAGUCAUUGCUACAGUGCUUGUGCUACAGUAUCACUACCAUGACCCAGACGGUGGCAAGAUGCCGAAGUGGACGCGUGUUGUACUGCUGAACUGGUGCGCCUGGUUCCUGCGUAUGCGACGCCCAGGAGAUCAUCAUGUCCACUCAGCGUGCCACAACAAACCUCUUCACAGAGGCAGUGUGUCCAGUGUGGAGCUGUGUGUUGACCAGGGGACACUGCAGUCUUCCAACACCAACACGCUCUACAUCGGCUUCAGGGGCACAGAGGGUGGUGUUCACUGCUCCAGCUCAGCUGAGACGGCUCUGAUUUGUGGUCGCUUUGCUCGAGCCAAUGAGGAGGAAGUGUUGCUGUCGGGGGCCACGGUGGCGCCGUUAGGGACCAGGAACGGAGAUGGGCACACCAGAGGUAUCGUAGGAGGGCCUGGCAUGACUGAUUUGGCAAAGAUUCUAGAGGAAGUGAGGUACAUCACAAGGCGAUUUCGAAACCGGGAUGAAGAUGCAAGCAUGUGUAACGAGUGGAAAUUCGCAGCAGCAGUCAUCGAUCGUAUGUGUCUGAUGGCUUUCUCUUUCUUCACAAUACUCUGCACUUUCGGCAUUCUUAUGUCCGCUCCAAACUUUGUAGAGGCGAUCUCUAAAGACUUCUUCAGUUAGUAGAAAGAGCCGUGUACACUCACAUAAACACAUUUACAGUGUUUCUUAUACACUCGCUACUAUAAUUCUGUAACACGUCGUUUCUGCUCCAGUACUAACAGGAGUGGAAGUGUUUUUGUGACCUGUGGGUUUAUACAAACGCAUUAAAAUACAUGCUUUUUUACGUGCAAUAUUUUUCAGACUAAACUCUAUGUACCACAUCUGUACAUAUGUUCCACAGCAAGCAUUUUAAAGUAGUCAUGCAUCCAGUGUGUACUGUAUUCCUGGAGACGGGCUCUAUAUCCACAGUAUAGCAACAAUAUGAACGAAUAAAUUAUUAUAAACAGACAUAAGAGAAUUAUUACAGUGCUCAUACAUGAAUUAGAACUAUUUUCAAUGCGUGUGAAUUACUGUACACACACACACAGGGCCGGCCCUGGCCAA
Tachysurus vachellii is the source of this 2052-nucleotide messenger RNA. RefSeq names its product neuronal acetylcholine receptor subunit alpha-7. Bases 1 to 1629 code for a protein of 542 amino acids. The record is from RefSeq and is a predicted model, not a curated record. Gene Ontology annotation, cellular component: synapse; postsynaptic membrane; neuron projection. Gene Ontology annotation, molecular function: protein binding; transmembrane signaling receptor activity; acetylcholine-gated monoatomic cation-selective channel activity. Gene Ontology annotation, biological process: regulation of membrane potential; chemical synaptic transmission; monoatomic ion transmembrane transport. NCBI's taxonomy places the organism in Eukaryota, Metazoa, Chordata, Actinopteri, Siluriformes, Bagridae. The transcript has 11 exons.